AUGAACCUUACAUGCAACCUAAAGUCUGGAACGCUCGGACUGGAGCCGGACUUCCUGUACCCUCUAGAGAACGUGACCAUCCUCCAGGAGAGGAACGCUACCUUCACCUCUAUAUUUCCUACUUGUCAACACGUUACUUCCUGUUGCAGCGCUCGGACUGUAGCGGGACUUCCUGUACCCUCUGGAGAACCGCUCGGACUGGAGCCGGACUUCCUGUACUUUCUGAAGAACGUGACCACCCUCCAGGAGAGGAACGCUACCUUCACCUCUAUAUUUCCUACUUCGCUCGGACUGGAGCCGGACUUCCUGUACCCUCUGGAGAACGUGACCAUCCCCCAGGGGAGGGACGCCAUCUUCACCUCUAUAUUUCCUACUUGUCAACACGUUACUUCUUGUUGCAGCGCUCGGACUGGAGCCGGACUUCCUGUACCCUCUGGAGAACCGCUCGGACUGGAGCCGGACUUCCUGUACCCUCUGGAGAACGUGACCAUCCCCCAGGGGAGGGACGCCAUCUUCACCUGUGUUGUCAACAACCUGGGAGGGUACAGGGUUGCAUGGAUCAAGGCUGAUACAAAAGCUAUCCUGGCGAUCCACGAACACGUCAUCACCAACAAUCAACGACUCAGCGUCACUCAUAAUGACUUCAACACUUGGACUCUGAACAUAAGGGGUGUGAAAAGAGAAGACAGAGGAACUUACAUGUGCCAAGUCAACACCGAUCCUAUGAAGAGCCAGAUGGCGUUCCUAGAGGUGGUGAUUCCCCCGGACAUCAUCUACGAGGAGACCUCGGGCGACAUGAUGGUGCCGGAGGGGGGCUCCGCCAAGCUAGUGUGCAAGGCCCGAGGGUUCCCUAAGCCUAAGGUGGUCUGGAGGAGGGAGGAUGGUGGAGACAUCAUCGUGCGGUCUCCGGGCAAAACCAAGAGCACCUCAGCUGUCGAGCAUGUAGCCACAGUAGAAGGAGAGGUUCUGACACUCAACAAGGUGACUCGCUCAGAGAUGGGAGCUUACUUGUGCAUCGCAGCCAACGGUGUCCCUCCUUCAGUCAGCAAACGCAUGAUGCUGCACGUACAUUUUCAUCCUCUGAUCCAAGUACCCAAUCAGCUGGUCGGGGCGCCCACCAGUACUGACGUGCCUCUGCUGUGUCAUGUGGAGGCUUCUCCUAAAGCCAUCAACUACUGGACAAGGGAGACCGGUGAGAUGAUUAUAAGCAACGACAAGUAUCUGAUGUCAGAGGAGUCUAGCUCUUACUACAGCACGGCCAUGAAGCUAGUUAUCCAAGACUUCCAAAAGUCAGACCUCGGGGGCUACAAAUGUAUCUCCAAGAACUCCAUCGGGGACGCCGAAGGAAACAUUAGACUUUACGAGGUGGAAGUGAAGAGGCCACCCAAGUCAGACAAUGAAGAGGACAACGAGCUCGGUGAAGGUCAAAGGUUAACAAACGGUCACCAGGGUCCACUGAGGGAAGGGGAGGAGAAGGCUACCGAGGGGUUGACGACGGACGGAGGUCAGUCCUCGGCGACCAGGAGACUCUACAGCCUAGGACUUCUGGCGUCCACGCUACUGCACUAUCUGUGAACGCCGCAUAGACAUUGGUAGGGUGGGUGGAAUGAUCAGGAGUUAUAGGUAUUGGGAUUUACACUAAGCUUUAUUUUUGCAUUUUUACCAUACAUAUUAUAAUGUUUAUCCAAAGAUAAUAAGGCUGUGUUCAAAAAGGGUUUUCUUAAAGGAGGUUCAUGUUUCGGGAGUUCUUUUCGAAAUGGGUCCCCUUUGAAAAAUUAUUUUACUAUAGGAGGGUCCACAAUAAUAUGAGGCAUGUGAGGAAUUUUUAGAAAGAGUAUCCUAAA
Messenger RNA from Macrosteles quadrilineatus (aster leafhopper), 1844 nucleotides. RefSeq names its product lachesin-like. The record is from RefSeq and is a predicted model, not a curated record. NCBI's taxonomy places the organism in Eukaryota, Metazoa, Arthropoda, Insecta, Hemiptera, Cicadellidae. The coding region runs from base 1 to 1575 and encodes 524 amino acids. The transcript has 11 exons. Gene Ontology annotation, cellular component: neuron projection.